AUGGCCGAGUUCUCAUGUGUGCCUCCGGUUAAAGAGCUUUGCGUGGAGCAAACUUCGAGCGAGACACACGUCAAAGAGGAGGAGACAGGAGACACUGGCUGGCAACAGGAUGGACAAGAGAACGUGAUGUGCCGAUUGCAAGAAACGAACGCUGAAGACCAGGACACCUUCAACUACUUCGGCGCAAUAGAACCAGUCGGACAUCCUACGAACGAGGCUAACAACAGUUCAAGUUGGGAGCAGACAACAGACACGGGACGGCAGCAGGUUGUAGAUUCCAGCAGUGAGCUUCCUGGGCACCCAUGGGAGGAGGUGAACCUUUCUGGCAAGGAGAUUGUCCAUCAAAGACAACUUGGGAAGAAGAUGGACCAUAAUGGACACCCUGGGAAGGAGAUUGAAAGCAGUGAGACCCAGACAACAGACAUGGGCCUGCAGCAGGAAACGUGCGAUGUGAAAUUUUCUCAAUCUGACAACACAUCAACCUCACAGGUUCAGGAGAGCAAAUACAAUAUCAUGGCGUGUGUUGGUAAACGCACUCGUGAGAAAACUUUCAUGUGUGGGGAGUGUGGGUACAGGACAGCAUACAAGUCUCAUAUAUCCCAACAUAUGAGGACACAUACCGGUGAAAAACCUUACAAGUGUGACCAGUGCGACUAUUCUUCUGCACGGAAAUCCAGUUUAGACAACCACACAGCCUUUCACCACACCUGCGAAAAACCAUACAGAUGUGUGGAGUGUGGGUACGGGACUCACCAGAGAGCUAGGUUCACAGAACACAUGAGAACGCAUACUGGGGAAAAACCUUACAACUGUCACCAUUGCGACUAUUCUGCAGCAAAGAAGUCCACAUUGGACAAACAUCUUAGAAAACAUACGGGCGAGACACCCUACAUGUGUAAAGACUGUGGGUUCAAGACUGCUCGAAAGUCUACAUUAUCACAGCAUAAGAGAACCCAUUCAGGCGAAAAACCCUUUAAGUGUGACCUGUGUGACUAUUCUGCUGCACGGAAAUCCACUUUGGUCGCACAUCGUUCAAAGCACACCGGUGAAAAACCACUCAUGUGUAGUCAGUGUGAUUUCAGAACAGCUCGAACGUCUGAUCUAUGCCGACAUAUGAGAACUCAUACAGGGGAAAAACCGUACAAGUGUGACCAGUGUGACUAUUCCGUAUCACAGAAACGUCAUUUAAUCGAGCAUAGAACAAAACACACCAGUGAAAAACCCUUCAUCUUUGGAGAGUGCGGGUCCGGGUUAGGUCGAAGAUCUGUCUUAUAUCACCACAUCAAAGAGGAGACAGGAGACACUGGGUGGCAACAUGAUGGGCAAGAGAACUUGCUGUGUCAGGAAAUGUACACUGAGGACAAGGAAACCUACGACUUCUUUGGCGCAACACAACCAAUCGGACAUCCUACGAACGAGGCUUACAACAGUUGGGAGCAGACAACAGACACGGGACGGCAGAAGUUGGUAGAGUCCAGUAGUAAGAUUCCGAUUAGGGAACUGUGUGCUGGGUAUCCUGGGGAGGAGGUGGACCAUUCUGUGAAGGAGAUAGUCUAUCAUGGAAACGUUGAAAAGGUGAUGGACUGUAAUGGCCACCCUGGGAAGGAGAGUGAUAGCAGAGAGAUCCACACAACAGAAAUGGGCCUGCAGCAGGAAACGUGCGAUGUUAACCUUCCUCAAUCUGACAACACAUCAACCUCAAAGGUACAAGAGAACAAUGUUGUUAAACGCACUUGUGAGAAAACCUUCAUGUGUAGGGAGUGUGAAUACAGGACAGCUUACAAGUCUCAUUUAUCCCAACAUAUGAGAACUCACACCGGUGAAAAACCCUACAAGUGUGACCAGUGUGACUAUUCUUCUGCACGGAAAUCCAGUUUGGACAACCAUUUGACAGUACACCACACUGGCGAAAAACCCUACAGGUGUGUGGAGUGUGGGUACGGAACAAACCAGAAAGCUAGGCUCACAGAACACAUGAGAACACAUACUGGGGAAAAAUCUUACAAAUGUCGACAUUGUGACUAUUCUGCAGCAAAGAAAUCCACGUUGGACAAGCAUCUUAGAAAACACACUGGUGAGACGCCCUUCAUGUGUGAACAAUGUGGGUUCAGGACAGCUCGACAGUCUACAUUGUCGCAGCAUAUGAGAACCCAUUCAGGCGAAAAACCCUUUAAGUGUGACCUGUGUGACUAUUCUGCUGCACGGAAAUCCACUUUAGUCGCACAUCGUUCAAAGCACACCGGUGAAAAACCACUCAUGUGUAGUGAGUGUGACUUCAGAACAGCUCGAACGUCUGAUCUGUGCCGACAUAUGAGGACCCAUACUGGGGAAAGACCGUACAAGUGUGACCAGUGUGACUAUUCCGCAUCACAGAAACGUCGCUUGAUCGAACAUAGAACAAAACACACCGGUGAGAAACCCUUCAUAUGUGGAGAGUGCGACUACGGGACAAUUCGAAAAUCUAUCUUGUAUCGGCACAUGAAAACUCACACAAAAGAAAAGCCGUGACCCGUGCGGCUAUUCUGCAUUGAACAAACCAUCGGGCUCGAACAUGUAGUAAAGCACUCUGGUUAUUAGCCAUAUCGGUACGGACAGUUGAACUGGAAAGAGUCUGUAGCUACCGUUUAUAUAAACUCUCUGCAUCUAGGGCAUACGAAAAAGAUCUAAGUCUGUUGUUAGAAAUGUAUAGCCAAAUGUUUAGCCUAAAUCCUUAAACCCAUAUUCGCAAUAGUUAUGAAGAUUCCUUCGAGGGGUGACCACGUUUAAUUUUCAAUUUUUACCUAGCCUGCCAGUCUACAGCAGCUACAAAUGUACAAUGUACAAACAGACGCACAAACAACAAUGCACAAGUAGUGAUUAAAAACAUGCAAUAAUUGCCUUAAUGAAUAACAACAGACAAUGUAAAUAGAGUUUAUUGUCAGUUUAUUGUGUUUAUGUGAUACCUUUUAGCUUAUUGAGCUAAUCUUCCAGGGCUCAUAAAAACACACAGUAUAUACAAGUAGAUAGACAGAUACAAUAACACACACUUAACCCUAUUCAGACCUGGCUUGUU
This is a messenger RNA of Branchiostoma floridae (Florida lancelet), 3052 nucleotides long. RefSeq names its product zinc finger protein 271-like. Gene Ontology annotation, cellular component: nucleus. The record is from RefSeq and is a predicted model, not a curated record. The transcript has a single exon. NCBI's taxonomy places the organism in Eukaryota, Metazoa, Chordata, Leptocardii, Amphioxiformes, Branchiostomatidae. The coding region runs from base 1 to 2508 and encodes 835 amino acids. Gene Ontology annotation, molecular function: DNA-binding transcription factor activity, RNA polymerase II-specific; RNA polymerase II transcription regulatory region sequence-specific DNA binding. Gene Ontology annotation, biological process: regulation of transcription by RNA polymerase II.